This is a messenger RNA of Oncorhynchus nerka (sockeye salmon), 4752 nucleotides long. It is a transcript of the gene ankrd6b, whose product is annotated as ankyrin repeat domain 6b. Gene Ontology annotation, biological process: positive regulation of JNK cascade; negative regulation of canonical Wnt signaling pathway. The record is from RefSeq and is a predicted model, not a curated record. Gene Ontology annotation, cellular component: nucleus; cytoplasm. Bases 1411 to 3783 code for a protein of 790 amino acids. Lineage: Eukaryota; Metazoa; Chordata; Actinopteri; Salmoniformes; Salmonidae. Gene Ontology annotation, molecular function: protein binding. The transcript has 15 exons.
UAUUUGCCUACCGCUCCAACAGAUCCACGGAAGAUCCCAUUUCUAUCGCUAUUCACACGGCCGUAACACAUCUGGACAAGAGGAACACCUAUGUGACAAUUCUGUUCACUGACUACAGUUCAGCAGUCAACAUUAUUGUUUCCGCCAAGCUCGAAACCAAGCUUAGAGCCCUGGGUCUGGACACCACCCUCUGCAACUGGAUCCUGGACUUCCUGAUGGGCAGACCACAGGCUGCGAGGAUUGGUAAGGUUCACCCAUGACUGCGUGGCUUUGCACGACUCCAGCUCCAUCAUCAAGUUUGCUGACGACACCACAGUUGUAGGCCUGAUAACCAACAAGGACGAGUCCGCCUAUAGGGAGGAGGUAAGUGAACUGGCAUUAUGGUGCCAGGACAACCUCUCCCUCAACGUCAGCAAAACAAAGGAGUUUAUUGUUGACUUCAGGAAGCAGAGGAGGGAACAUGCCCUGAUCCGCAUCCAUAGGACUGCAGUAGAGAGAGUCAGCAGUUUAAAGUUCCUCGGCGUCCACAUCACAGAGGACUUGUCAUGUACCAACAACACCACCACUCUUGUCAAGAGGACACGACAGCGCCUGUACUUCCUGAGGUGGCUGAAGAAAUUCUACAUGCCAGCCUGGGUCUUCUCCAAAUAAUACUGCUGCACCAUCGAGAGCGUCCUGACCAGUUGCAUCACAGCCUGGUAGGGGAAUUGGUCCUUCCACGAUGGCAAGGCCCUCCAGCGGGCCCUCCAUAUGGCCCAGUACAUCACUGGGACUGUGUUCCCACCCAUCCAGGACAUCUACUCAAAACAGUAUCUGAGGAAGACCUGCAGAAUCAUCAAAGACACCACACACCCCAGUCAUAAGCUGUUCACUCCCUUACUGUCGGGUAGAUGUAUCGGGGCAUGAAGUCUGAUACCAACAGGCUCAGAGACAGUUUUGAUCUACAGGCCAUCAGACUACGUAUCUUUUUAAAAAUGUCUUAUUGUUGCAUUGUCAGUAAGGAACUUGCAAGUAAGCAUUUCAUUGGACAAUGUAUUCCAUGUGUAUCCCGUACAUACGACUACUAAACUUGAAACUAGAUAGCUAGCAGCAAUUAAAAUCUCAAUAUAUUCUCCCCCAUUCCCUCCUGGCUUCCUGUUUGCCAUUCUACUACUGUACCAUGUGACACGCGCUUGCCUGUUAUCACCACACACGUGUUUCCUGUUCUCUUCCAGGCGCUGAGGAUGACAUGAGGGAGCCAACCUGGUUGUGUCCGGAGGUCCGAGCCCUCUCUCUUCUCCUUCUCUCCUCCUCUCUUUCUGCCCACUACCUGUGUGUGUGUGACGGUCAUGACUUAGGGUUGGUGUGAGCCCACCCUCCCUUCCUUGGAGCACUGCAUCUUGGAGACAGUGCUUCACUCGCCCUGCUUACAUGAGCCAGCAGGACGCGGCUGCGGUCCUCGCACUCUCCGAGCGCCUCCUGGUAGCCUCGCACAAGGGCCAGGCCGACAAUGUGGUCCAGCUCAUCAACAAGGGCGCCAAAGUAGCCGUCACCAAGUACGGCAGAAGUCCCCUGCAUCUGGCCUCCUAUAAGGGCCACACCGAGGUUGUGCGCAUUCUCCUGAAGGCCGACUGCGAUCUGGACAUCCAGGACGAUGGUGAGCAGACAGCCUUACAUCGGGCAGCCGUGGUGGGAAACAGUGAUGUUAUCUCUGCCCUCAUCCAGGAAGGGUGUGCUCUGGACAGACAGGACAAGGACGGUAACACGGCUUUGCAUGAGGUCUCGUGGCACGGCUUCAGCCAGUCUGUCAAACUGCUGGUCAAGGCCGGAGCCAACAUUCACUCAAAAAACAAGGCAGGGAACACAGCCCUCCACCUGGCCUGUCAGAACGGCCACGCUCAGAGCUCCAAGGUCCUGCUGUUAGGUGGCUCCAGGCCCGACAGCAAGAACCAUGUGGGUGACACGUGUCUGCAUGUGGCGGCCCGUUACAACCACGUGUCCAUGCUCCGCAUCCUCCUGGGAGCCUUCUGUUCUGUGGGAGAGAAGAACCAGGCUGGGGACACACCGCUGCAUGUUGCAGCAGCGCUGAAUCAUAAGAAAACGGUGCGUCUUCUGCUAGAGGCUGGAACAGAGAGCAGCAUCCGCAACAACGCAGGCCAGACUGCACUGGACCAGGCCAAAGACCACAACAACCCAGACAUAGCUCUGCUUCUGACCAAAGCACCUCAGGUCCAGAGCUUCACCCGAGGCAGGAUUGUGAGGAAGAGGAGGGACAAGCUGAAGGCUGAGCGCCGAGCACAGUCUGUGCCCAGGGAUGAGAUGCUCCCCAGGAAGGACAGUGCAUCUGCUGCUGACGACACUCACAGCAGCGACCUCGUCGCCCGCAAACACGAGGUGGUCGAGGCGAGCGCCGGCAAGAGCACAAACAGGAAGCUCAAAGAGAAGCCCUCGCUCUCCGACCCCCUCCGCCGGAGAGAGAACAAACACGGAAAGAAGAGGCGGGGCCAACUGCGUGGCUCCUCCCCCCAGCCCCCGCCUCACAACUACAAGGCUUAUCAGCUGUACACUCUGUACCGCGGCAAGGAUGGCAAGAUCAUGCAGGCACCUAUCAAUGGCUGCCGCUGUGAGCCUUUGAUCAUCAAGCUGGAGAACCAGCUGGAGGCCACCAAGGAGGAGAUGAAGACGGAGAUCCACACGGUGCAGGACCUGAUGAACAACAAGAUGGGACAGUUGGACCGCAAGAACAAACAUCAGAUCCGUGCCCUAGAUAAGAUGACAGUAGAGAGAGUUUCAGCGGAGAGGACAGAGUGCCAACACAGGAUCGACCAGAGGGCCAUGCAGGAGAGACAGGAGGGGGAGAAGAGACAGCAGGCAUCAGUGGUGAGCGAGCUGAGAAACUGGUGCCUGGCCAAGCUCCAGAACAUUGAGGUGCGUGUCACUGGAGACCCCCGCAACGCCAAGCUGCGUCAGUCCUCGUCCAUGGCUGAAGGCCUGUGUGCGAUGGCCCCUGGGAGCCUCACUGUGUUGCCUGCAGGAGGGCCUGGGUGCAGCAUCGAGUGUCUGGCCCCCCACACCACUGACCUCACAGAGGGAGACCCCAAUGCGGCCGCCACAGAGGACCACUCAGCCAAUCACAACUUUGGGGUUCAGGUGGACAGCUCUCCAGACGGUGGUAAACAUCACAAGCGAGAAAAGAUCUCCUCCCCAACUGCCGCUAAGUCCCUGUCCCCAUCUCCCCAAGUGGUGCGGCCCAAGGAACGCUCGCUGUGUUCUCCUGACCCCCGCAGGCCAUACCAGGGACUGCAGGACAUGGCACUGCUGGAUUUGGCGCCGAGCAGAGGCGGCAACAACCAGCGGGCCAGCAGCCUGUCCCCAGCCACCGAGCGCCGCUGCAGCACCAGGCAGGACAAGGACUGCGACAGGGAGAGGGAUAGAGACAGGGAGCGGGGCAGGGACAAGCACCACAAGAGGCACUCCCAGGGCAGAACUAAGGCCAAGGGGGCCUCGGUGGGGCAGGCCGAGGGGACUCAGACUCUGGGGGUGUUUGGGGAGAGAGCCGUGGAGAGAGGUGGGGGGGAGGGCUUUGCACAGGAGAGGGAGAACAUGCACGCCCUGGAGGUGACACAGUACUUCUUUGAGGCGGUGUCGACCCAGAUGGAGCACUGGUAUGAGAGGAAGAUCCAGGAGGCCAGGUGGCAGGCGGACCAGAGGGCCCAGGCAGACAGGGCUGCCCUGGUGGAGAGGAUCACCUACCUGGAGGACGAGCUACGCACGCUCAGGACUAACAGGCACGACGACAGCUAACACAGGGACACCACUGCAGAGUAUAGAGCUACACCUUCAGAACAGCAAAAAAAUCAUCAUCUGAGCUCAUUACAGAUCAACUGGACCCACCGACCCAAAAAAAUGUCAUUGACUGAAUUUAGCAUAUGUAAUACUUUUGGUAAAUAAUGUCAUGCAACAGUAGAAAAUAAUCUGUAUAGUAACUUAUUUUAAAGGCAUGUUAUGGCAUGCCAAGACUAUUCAGUAUAAUGUGGUCUUGUUAUUCAUUUGUUUUGGGCAGCUCCUGCUUUGUAAAAACCCCUAGUAGAUUUACUGAUAGUUAUUUAUAAUGUAUUAUGUCAUGGGGCCAUCACAGAACUGGUACACGCACACACCUGGGCACAGUGUCAUGUGGUCAUUAAGUCAACAUGCCAAUACUCCAGUGUUUUUUAUCCUGUGAUGAGAAAGCCUGUUAUGUGAAAGAUUCUGGAGGUUUGCUUGUGGAAAAUGUGGGUCAUAUUUUUCGUGACGUUCUUCACGUGUAUUCAAUGAGAGAGUAGAGAAAGACAAACGCAGACAGCGGAAAUAGUUGAGGUAACCAGGAUGCUUAAAAUAUCAGUAGAAUACGCUACUGCAAAGCUUUCAUACAGAUAUGUGACUUACAAGGGUAACAGAACUCAAGAGAAUACAGCCAAACUGGCAAUGGCUUAACUAUUAAGAAAACUUUAGUAAUCAUAACCUUUACUCCAACCCACUAAUGUAUGUUUCUUUAAUGGUAAAAACCGUAACACCCUACCGCUUGUCCUUAGCACUAAAACGAGGUACUGUUAAGAAGAACCCGUUUGCAUGGUGGAAAGUCUGUUUUUAAUCUUCUGAAAUAGACCUGUGCAAACAGUGUAUUAGUUAGUGCUCAUGUGUGACAUUUGUCCUGUUCAGGUGUGAAGUCGUGUACAUUGAUGCCUUUGUUGAUAUGAACACACAUUCUGUGUAGUAAAAUAGAUCUCAAAUUGA